GGAGAGCCCCUAUGACCAUAAUACAUACUGCAGAUUAUAAGGUUCUAUCUCACUUGAACUCAGAGCCACUCUGCCCUGAACAUCGGAUAGAACGAAGAUGGGGAAAAAGCGGUUCUCAGGGUUCGAGGUGACCCUCAUCAUCCUGUUCCUCUUGAUGUCUGUGGUAGCCAUUACUCUCAUAGCUCUGUUUUUGACUGAAAAACGGGAGACGAAAGAAACCAUUGAAAUAUCAUGUCCCAACAUUGCGCUUGCUGAAAGAGUAGACUGUUUUCCUGAUGCUGGAGCCUCAAAGCAAAAAUGUGAGGAACGUGGAUGUUGCUGGAGCCCACAGAAUGAGAGAAAUGUUCCCUGGUGUUUCUUCUCAACCAACCAUGGAUACUCAGUGAAAUCAACGGAGCACCCAACUCCUUUUGAAAUUAAAGCCCAACUGAACAGAAUGGCCUCUCCUUCUUUAUUCGGGGCUGAUAUACAAGAGCUGUCAUUUCACGCAGAAAUGCAGUCAAACAAUCGACUCCGAUUUAAGAUCUAUGAUGCCCACAACAAGAGAUUUGAGGUCCCCCAUGAGCACAUCAGCAACAUCAACAGUAACCCAUCCAGUGCCAUCAGCAACACACUGGAGAUGACAAACGAACCCUUUGGCCUUACUGUGCGCAGGAAGGAGAACAAAAAAGUCCUGUUUGAUACUACAUUCGCCCCUCUGGUGUUUGAAGACCAAUAUCUACAGCUGUCUGCUAAGCUUCCAUCCCAUAACAUUUAUGGACUGGGAGAGCAUGUGCAUAGACAGUAUCGCCAUGACACAAACUGGAAAACUUGGCCAAUUUUCACCAGAGAUGCUUUCCCUAAUGGGGGAACCCACAACCUCUAUGGACAUUAUCCCUUCUUCCUCUGCCUGGAAGAUGAGAGUGGAAGGUCAUUCGGGGUCUUUCUCAUGAACAGCAAUGCUAUGGAGGUGACUUUGCAACCUGCUCCCGCUGUGACCUACCGAACGAUCGGAGGAGUCCUUGACUUCUACAUUCUCUUUGGAGACACACCAGAGCAAGUGGUGCAGGAGUUCCUUGAGCUCACUGGCAGGCCUGUCAUUCCUCCCUACUGGUCACUGGGUUUCCAGCUUUCUCGGUGGAACUACGGCAGCCUGGAGGAAGUCAACAACACGGUGGAGAGAAACCGUGCCGUGGACCUCCCAUAUGACAUUCAGUACACUGACAUUGACUACAUGGAAGAUAAGAAAGAUUUCACUUACGACAAAGUUAAGUUUGCUAAGUUGCCUGAGUUUGCUGACUACCUUCAUGAAAAGGGACAGAGAUACAUCCUCAUUCUGGAUCCAGCCAUAGCUACCAGUAAGAGGGUAGGAAAUGCUCCAUAUGAGUCCUACGACCGUGGGACUGCGAAAAACGCCUGGGUCACUGAGUCGGAUGGGAAUACCCAUCUGUUAGGAGAGGUGUGGCCAGGAGAGACAGUAUUCCCAGACUACACCAGCGAAAACUGCAUCAAUUGGUGGGUUGAUGAGUACGAACGUUUCUACAAGGAGAUCAAACAUGAUGCCCUCUGGAUUGACAUGAAUGAGGUGGCUAAUUUCAAGAAAGGAUCAGUUAAGGGCUGUCUUGAUAACAACCUCAACUACCCUCCCUACACUCCAAAGAUUCUGGAUGAGGUCAUGUACAGUAAGACUCUGUGUAUGGAUGCCAAGCAGGCAUGGGGGAACCACUAUGAUGUCCACAGUCUGUAUGGCUACUCUAUGGUGCUGGCUACUGAAAAAGCUCUGCAGCGGGUGUUUGGAGGAAACCGUACCCUGAUGUUGACCCGCUCGUCUUUCCCUGGUGUGGGAAAGUAUGCGGGUCACUGGCUGGGGGACAAUGCAGCCAACUGGAACGACAUAAAAUGGGCCAUCCCUGGCAUGCUAGAGUUCGGACUCUUUGGGAUUCCUUAUAUCGGAGCUGACAUCUGUGGAUUCUUUGACGACUCCAGUGAAGAGUUAUGUCGCCGCUGGAUGCAGGUGGGAGCUUUCUAUCCCUUCAGCCGGAACCACAACGCUGAAGGCUACAAGCCUCAGGAUCCAGCAGCAUAUGGCGCCGAAUCACUGCUGGUGGCAAGUUCUAAACAUUACCUAAGGAUACGCUACACACUUCUGCCUUACCUCUACACACUCUUCUACAAAGCCCACACAACAGGGGAGACUGUUGUACGUCCUGUCAUGCACGAGUUCUACUCUGACAGCAACACCUGGACAGUGGACCGCCAGUUCCUCUGGGGAAAACACCUGCUCAUCACACCUGUACUGGACCCGGGCGUGUCCACAGUGAGGGCAUAUAUCCCAGAUGCUGUAUGGUAUAACUAUGAGACGAUGGAACGACUGGAAAACCGCAGAAACUAUAUGGAUAUGUAUCUACCACCUGAAAAGCUUGGUUUACACAUCAGAGGUGGUGCAGUCCUCCCAAUACAGAAACCUGAUGUCACCACCACAUACAGUCGCCGUAACCCCAUGGGUUUGAUCAUCGCUCUUGAUGAUAACAACCAGGCAGCUGGGGAGCUAUUCUGGGAUGAUGGAGACUCUAGAGAAACAGUCCAAACAGGCAAAUACAUCCAUUACGAGUUCUCCGUUUCAAAUGGAGAACUCACAAUGCAGGUGACCCAUGCUGGCUACGAGGACCCCAACAACCUGCAGUUUGAGAACAUUACAAUCCUUGGUUUUCCUGCUCCUCCCAAAUCUGUCUCUGUGACUCAUGUUAUCACUCCAUCACAAAGCCAUGUGACUAUCUUGUCGGAAAACAACAUACAGUACGAUGAAGCCAAAAAGGUUCUAUUCCUGCGUGAUCUUUCCUUGACUCUGGGGCAGACCUAUAUGGUGCAGUGGGAACUGUGGCCGGAGGAGUACCAGCGCUUUGACUGCUAUCCAGAAAAGGAGGCCAGUGAGGCUAAGUGCACGGCCAGAGGCUGCAUAUGGGAGACAAGCAACAUAGAACGUGUCCCGUGGUGCUUCUAUCCCAAAGACUAUGGCUACACCGUUACAACAACCACAGAAAGCCCCUCAGGCAUGACUGUUGAUAUCACGCGUAACAGGAAGUACAGGAGUAGUGGUCGUCCAGGCUCACCAGACAUCGACACACUCCGUGUUGAGAUCAGUUACCACACCAGUAGCAUGUUGCAGUUCAAGAUCUGGGACCCAGCCACAGAUCGUUAUGAGGUUCCAGUGCCACUGUCAGUUCCUGAUAAUCCUGAGACUAAUGAAAGCAAGAGGCUUUAUAAAGUCCUUAUUACCCACAACCCAUUCGGAAUCCAGGUCAUAAGGAAAAGCACAGGAACCAAAAUUUGGGACUCCUCUGUGCCAGGUUUUACAUUCUCAGACAUGUUCAUCCAAGUGUCUACUCUGCUGUCAUCAGAGUAUAUCUAUGGCUUUGGGGAGACAGAGCAUCCCACCUAUAAACACAACCUCAACUAUCACACCUGGGGUAUGUUCGCCAAGGACCAGCCGCCUGGUUACAAGAUGAAUUGCUAUGGAGUGCAUCCCUUCUACAUGGGCCUUGAAAACACUACUGAUGCUCACGGUGUGCUGCUACUAAACAGCAAUGCCAUGGAUGUGACUUUUCAGCCCACUCCAGCUUUAACCUACCGAACUCUGGGAGGUAUCUUGGAUUUCUACAUGGUCAUGGGACCUACGCCUGAAAUGGUGGUGCAAGAGUACACUGCACUGAUUGGACGACCUGUUCUACCUGCUUAUUGGUCCCUUGGGUUCCAGCUCUGUCGCUAUGGUUACAAGAAUCAUCAGGAGAUAGCAGAUCUGUACGAACACAUGUUAGAAGCUGGUAUACCCUAUGAUGUGCAGUAUGCAGAUAUUGACUACAUGGAGCGUCAACUUGACUUUGUUUUGGACCCGGAGUUUACCCAACUGCCUGCCCUGGUUGAUCGCAUGAGAGAAGAGGGCAUGAGGUUCAUCUUCAUUCUGGAUCCAGCCAUUUCAGGCAAUGAGACACGCUACUACCCUGCCUUUGAGAGAGGUAAAGCAGCAGACGUCUUCAUCAAAUGGCCCGAAAACCUCAGUGAUCAAAUUGUGUGGGGGAAGGUCUGGCCAGAUUAUCCCAAUAUCACAGUAGAUGAAAGUCUAGACUGGGAUACCCAAGUAGAGUUAUACAGGUCAUACACUGCAUUCCCUGACUUCUUCCGAAAUACAACAGCAGCGUGGUGGAGACAAGAAAUCGAGGAUUUCUAUGAGAAAACCAUGAAGUUUGAUGGCCUCUGGAUUGACAUGAAUGAGCCUGCCAGUUUUGUCCAUGGCACAGUUGGAGGGAACUGUCUCGGUAAUCCACUUCUAGAGAACCCUCCCUAUAUGCCACCCCUGGAGUCUCAACACCUUGGCUUAAAUCAUAAGACUCUGUGCAUGAACAGCGAGCAAAUACUCAGCGAUGGAAAGAAAGUCAGACACUAUGAUGUCCACAACCUGUAUGGCUGGUCCCACACCAAGCCCACCUAUGAUGCCCUGCUGAAUGUGACAAAUAAAAGAGGCAUAGUGGUGACCAGGUCCACUUAUCCCUCCAGUGGAAAAUGGGCAGGACACUGGCUCGGAGACAACGUAGCCAGCUGGGACCAGCUGUACAAAUCCAUUAUAGGCAUGAUGGAGUUCAGUCUGUUUGGCAUCCCUUAUACCGGGGCUGACAUAUGUGGGUUCUUUAAUAAGGCUGACUAUGAGAUGUGUCUUCGCUGGAUGCAGCUGGGUGCCUUCUACCCAUACGCACGCAACCACAAUGGCAAGGGUAACCCGAGACAAGAUCCUGUCGCUUGGGACACCGCCUUCGCUGAAGCAUCCCGGGAUGUCCUGAACAUCCGUUACACCCUCCUGCCCUACCUUUACACACUGAUGUUUGAGGCUCACACCCAAGGAAGCACAGUAGUCAGACCACUCUUGCACGAGUUUGUGAAUGAUCCAAGAACAUGGAAUGUUGAGAAACAGUUCCUCUGGGGACCUGCCCUACUCAUCUCACCUGCCCUUGACGAGGGAGCGAGGAAUGUGGAUGGCUAUUUUCCUGAUGCACGCUGGUAUGAUUACCACACGGCCAAAUAUAUUGGAAAGCGUGGUCAAAUGGUUACGAUGCCUACACCUUUGAACCAUAUUAACCUUCAUAUCAGAGGAGGAUAUAUCUUACCAUGGCAGAAACCAGAGAACAAUACACAUUACAGUCGGAGGAAUCCUUUAGGACUGCUCGUUGCUCUGAGCGACUCUGGGACUGCUCAAGGAUCACUCUUCUGGGAUGAUGGAGAAGGAAUAGACACAGUUGAGAAAAACGAAUACCUUCUGGCCUCCUUUACAGCACAAUCGAAAACACUGUCUAGCCAGAUCAUCGCCAGUGGUCUGGUUGCUGCUGACCGGCUGACCCUGGGUGUGGUGAAGGUUUGGGGCGCAGGCAGUGUUAAAAUCACAGAGGCGAAACUGACAGACUCAAGUGGAACGCAACAUGUGCUGACCCCACAGCACAACCUUGACACUGAGGAGCUGAUUAUAGAUGCUACUUCAACAAAUGUCCCUGUGGAUCAUUCUUUUACAAUCACAUGGGGGACCGGCAUUUAAUUUUUGUGUUUUGAUGGUAAAUAUUAAAUAUACCUCUCCAUAGUGCUCCAUUGUCAUAAAUUAUUAUGAAAAAAAUAAUGUAAUGUUUAUUAAACAUGAAAUCACAGUAUUGUACUCAAAGCUAAUUGAUGAGCCUAUUUGAUGUCAUUUUUGUUGCAUGCCACAAGCUCAAUGAAUCUGUUUUAGUGUUUUGCUGUACCAUUAAACCCUAAGUAACAUCGCAUCAUACUGAAUAAAAGCAGAAAUAAUGUUAAAAUAAAUAAAUGUAACACAGCUUCUGUACAAUAAAUAAUUUUUGAUGGUAA
This is a messenger RNA of Scatophagus argus, 5862 nucleotides long. It is a transcript of the gene si, whose product is annotated as sucrase-isomaltase (alpha-glucosidase). Lineage: Eukaryota; Metazoa; Chordata; Actinopteri; Scatophagidae. The coding region runs from base 98 to 5557 and encodes 1819 amino acids. The record is from RefSeq and is a predicted model, not a curated record. Gene Ontology annotation, biological process: carbohydrate metabolic process. The transcript has 48 exons. Gene Ontology annotation, molecular function: alpha-1,4-glucosidase activity; carbohydrate binding.